CCUUCUAAGCCCAUCCCACCCAUGAGUUGUCUCUACAUCUUAGCUAAAAGUUUGAUGGCUGCAGCAGUUUUUACGUCAUAUGAAGCCACAUCAACACUCUUAUAGAUAUCGAAAUAUAAAAUAUUUUGUGACGUGACGUGCAUUCAUAACGGAACUGCCUCAGAUCAACAAACGCACUUCGGCUAAAUCCAUCAAUGCUAACUGCAUGUGGCAGACUAGCUGCUCUUACUGAGGAAAUGCUAAAGUAAACUAUCCAGCUGCAGUGAGUUUAGUCUUGAAUUAUUUGUUUUAGUCAACAGAAAAGCAAGUACAUUUGGAUUCAAAUACGAUUUGCUCUGUGCACAUGGACACUAACGUGACGUAUAACAAUACAACAGUCUUAUUUUGAUGCGCACAUAGCGCGAUGAGUUGACUUGAAGGUCUGUCUGUCAGUCUGUGACCUAUUUGAAUGUUGACGUCACGUCGUUAAUCUUUAAUUUCCGAGCACGCUGUGCGGAAUAACAUUCGGUCGCACCGGUUUGAAGCAGCUGGAUUUUAAGUGCGAAUCUGGAUCUACCGCUAAAAUGGGGUCUAACGGAGACCUCAACGCAAACUCACAGUGUAUCAGUAGCACCGGGGACCUGGUCCUGGACAAAGCGGUCAGUCAAUGGAUGGCCUGGGAUAAGAAUCCUCAGACACGGGAACAGAUCGAGUGUCUGGUGCGAGAGGGGCGUGUGGUGGAGCUGAGGAGGAGGUUGUGCUCCAGGAUGACGUUUGGAACGGCUGGCUUGAGAGCGCCGAUGGGAGCGGGGUUUGCUCGCAUCAAUGACCUGACUGUCAUCCAGUCUACACAGGGGAUGUACAACUAUUUAGCCAAAUAUUUCCCUGACCUGAAAACAAGAGGGCUGGUGAUCGGUUAUGACACUCGUGCCCAAGCAAGCAGUGGCUGCACCAGUGAACGGCUUGCAAGGUUGACAGCAGCUGUUAUGCUUUGUAAAGAUAUCCUUGUCUAUUUGUUCUCUACAUAUGUGCCUACCCCAUUUGUGCCGUAUGCUGUGAUGAAGUAUGGAGCUGCAGCUGGAGUCAUGAUCACUGCUUCUCAUAACAGAAAAGAGGACAAUGGGUACAAGGUUUACUGGCACAAUGGGGCACAGAUCUCCUCGCCACACGAUAAGGAGAUCUUGCAUUGCAUUGAGGAGAGUACCGAACCGUGGGAAGAGUCCUGGAAUGUGGACCUAGUUGAGAGCAGCCUGUUGAGGAGUGACCCACUGGAGGACGUCUGCCGCUGGUACAUGGAAGAGCUAAACACUGUCUGCUUCCACAGAGAACUUAACACAAAGUCUCCCCUGAAGUUUGUGCAUUCAUCUUUCCAUGGUGUUGGUCACAACUUUGUCCAGAGAGCUUUUCAGCAGUUUGGCUUCCCACCUCCUAUCCCUGUUCCGGAACAGAAAGAUCCAGAUCCAGAAUUUUCCACUGUCAGUUGCCCUAACCCAGAGGAAGGAGAAGCUGUUUUGGAGCUGGCUCUUCGUUUGGCCGAGAGUGAAGAGGCUCGCAUUGUCGUGGCCACAGACCCCGAUGCUGAUCGCUUGGCUGUUGCGGAGCUGAAUGACAAUUGCAGUUGGAAAGUGUUCACGGGAAAUGAGCUGGCUGCAUUGCUCGGCUGGUGGAUGUUGUUUUAACUGGAAGAAGCACAUCGACCAGCAGACACUGAGGGAGUAUACAUGCUGGCCACCACCGUUUCUUCCAAAAUACUUAAAGCCUUUGCACGACCCAAUGAGAAAUGUGUGACAGUAGUUUCCACGCUGCCAGAAAUUCUACUAGGGGAACCAGUCUCUCAAGACUGGCCUCUGGAUUUGCUUGAACAAUCAUUUCAGUGCCCUGAAGCGGCAAACCGACAGGGAGCAACCUAA
This is a messenger RNA of Pimephales promelas (fathead minnow), 1889 nucleotides long. The record is from RefSeq and is a predicted model, not a curated record. Lineage: Eukaryota; Metazoa; Chordata; Actinopteri; Cypriniformes; Leuciscidae.